AUGGCGCAACGACCCAAAGUCCCAGCUGCUCUUCAUUCUGAACUCACGGAGUACUCGUCUCUUCUGCGCGCCUUGCGGACUAGCAAUACCCUCGACCUGGUUCAACACCUCGCGGAACCUCCUUCGACCGGCUUUCAUGCGAGCUCUGACUGGGACGAUGUGUCGCUCCCUGAUGAGGACCAUCAUGAAGUUGCCAGUGAUCCUCCCCUGACGGAAUCUGCCUCUCAGGACUUGGUCUCGAAUGUCGGCUCCUCUAUACAGUCACACGGUAGCAGCCAAUCUCGUGAACAGCUUCCCAUCGGCAAGGCAAAGCAGAAGGACAACUGGACUCGGUGGCCUCUCCUUGCAGGCGAUGUGCAUGUGCCGGAGUGGGGUCUGCACGAUGAAGUCCGUCACGCCGCUCAGGAAGCACUCACAUCCUCCCAAGACCAUCACGGCGCUGGACCCUCGUCUCUUAAGGAUCAUAAUUCUGUCCCUCCCUUUGACGAAGAGGAACGCGAACAUCCAGCGCUAUCCCCUCCUGCUCUUCGUGCUAUGACUGCUGACUCGGCGGCGUUCCUUACCCGAAUACUGGCUUUGCUGGCAGCGCACGUACCUAACACCGAGAAGAGCAUGCAGAAUCGGCUGCGUCCCAUCGAUUGGGAGACGGUCAUAGACGUUGCUUGCACCCAUGGAGUUGUAUCUGCAAACAUGGCUGAACGUGUUCGUGAGCGCAUGUCGCGUUUGUAUCCCCUGGCCCGACCGAGCACUGCUUUCCGGGUCGGUCGCUUGUCCGCCGCGAACACCAACCUAAUCGGUAGACUUGCGGAGCUAGACGCUUCCCUGUUCGUACCCGCCGAACACGAAACUAAGCGUAGGCCAAAACGCAGCUCUAAGAAGCGUGAAGCCUCUGCAGACGCCAACCUGCCAGCGAAGAGGCAACGCUCAGAGGACGGCGGAUAA
Trametes versicolor FP-101664 SS1 is the source of this 942-nucleotide messenger RNA. RefSeq lists its product as uncharacterized. The transcript is spliced from 4 exons. NCBI's taxonomy places the organism in Eukaryota, Fungi, Basidiomycota, Agaricomycetes, Polyporales, Polyporaceae. The record is from RefSeq and is a predicted model, not a curated record. Bases 1 to 942 code for a protein of 313 amino acids.